UGCGCGCGUUGCCGCCGAAAGUGGGGGAACGGCGGCGGCGGCGGCGGCGGCGGCAGCGGGGAGGAGGGGAGCGCGCGCUCCCGCGGACUGUAAGCCUUGUUCGGGCACAACGCUGGCUCCGCUAAAAGCAAGUCAGUGUUGGCGGAAGAAGCGGAGGCGGUGGCCGAGGAGGAGGGAGCCGAGCGGAGCCAGUCGGGCGCCAUGGAGGAGCUGAGCAGCGUGGGAGAACAAGUCUUCGCCGCCGAGUGCAUCCUCAGCAAGCGGCUUCGCAAGGGCAAGCUGGAGUAUUUGGUGAAGUGGAGAGGCUGGUCUUCCAAGCACAACAGCUGGGAACCUGAAGAGAAUAUUCUUGAUCCAAGACUCCUCUUGGCCUUCCAGAAGAAGGAACAUGAGAAAGAGGUACAAAAUCGGAAAAGAGGCAAACGACCCAGAGGCAGACCAAGAAAAAAUGUUGAACCUGAAGCUCCCUCCAAGAGCAAAUCCAGCAGCUCUUCCUCCUCCACCUCCUCUUCAACUUCUUCUUCUGAGGAGGAGGAUGAAAGUGACCUUGAGACAAAGAGAAGUCAGCGGAACAGGGAGAGUCACCCAGUGCCUCAAAAGAAAGCUCAGAUUUUAGUUGCCAAACCUGAAAACAAGGACUCUGCUAGGAAGAAACGUGGGCGGAAGCCACUGCCUCCAGAGCAGAAGGCAGCCAAGAGGACAGUCAACCUAACCAAGGUGCUUAAAUCAAAUAGAAAGGAAAUGGGAGGGGGAGGGGGGUCCAAACUGGCAAGCAAGAUGCAGCCACAACAUAAUGCUCAAAGUUCUGGCAUUGCCAUGCUUAAAUCCCACAUGAAGGAAGCGCAAGGUGCCUUCAGCGGCUUUUGUUCUGGAGCAUCCUCCAAUGAUAACCUCUCCAGCCUAGUGAAGAAUACUACCGUUGGAAGCCCAAAUUGUGGUAUCAGCUGGCAAAGCUCGAUUGUCCAUUAUAUGAGUAGGAUGUCACAGAAUCAGAGCUCCGCAGAUGCCUCUGCAGUGGGACGACUGACUCUGAAGUCAGCUAUGUCCUGCAAGAACAGCCUAGGUUUGGAUUUAAAACUAAAAAACCAGAAAGGUUCUGGAAACCUGGAAUUGACUGUGCAAGGAUCCAAAGUGACCAAGAGACCGAGUAGCAAUUCCUUGGGGGAACAAAAGGCAGGGAACUUGCACAAUGGCAACAAAGUUCCUUCUGGCUCUCCUAGCAGCCAGCCAUCUUGCAACCAAGAGCUCAACCUACAAGCUUUAAAUCUGCAAAGUGUGAAGAAUGGGCCAAACUCAGCCAGCAGUAGCCAUAUCUCUCACCAUGGCUGCGGGGCAAAGGCAGUUGGCAAAGGCAGUGGCAACAGUUUAGCAACAAAGACAAGCGCAUCCAAGGGCAGCGGACCUGGGAGUGGCCAGAACAUCGCCAACACAGGGGCCACAUCAACAGAUGCAGAUCCUUGCAAAGGUGAAAAGCCGGCACAAAGAGCAUCAAUUAGUGAGAGAGAUGUAGCUACCAAGAGUAAUACCACCUGUGCCCAGGAGGGAUGUCCCACAAAAGACAAGAUUUCAGGCAUGUCAGAAGGGAGCACCGGAGAAGAGGAGACUAGCUCUGAUUCUGACAGAGAUUCUGCUUCUUUUCCUGGAGCAGACCAGAAUACGUCUGUUUCCAUCCAGACUAGCCAAGACUGGAAACCUACCAGGAAUCUUAUUGAACAUGUUUUUGUCACAGAUGUGACAGCUAAUUUGAUCACAGUAACUGUUAAGGAGUCUCCAACAAGUGUGGGUUUUUUUAACCUAAGACAUUAUUGAGAUCCAAGGCAGAUGAGCAUUCUUCCUCCGUCUCAUUUGACUCUCCCUUUACUGUCCCUUUGGAUAUUAGAAGGAGAAACAAACCACAGUAGUUAGAACCAGAGAAAUAAGUUUAGGGGCUCUUUUCCAAGACUUUUGGCUUUACUUAUGUUACUCACCAAUACAGAGGAGUGUAUUGAAAACUACAUGCUUUUCUGUACUUGAACACUUUAGCUAUAUGAUUUGAAAGACCAGAGGAUUUUAACAUUCAAGAGAAUAAAUAUAUACAUAUACAUAUUCAUUCUCCUGAAUAGGUUCUCUUAAGUUUCAACACUUCUCAGCUCCUAGAACAAAUUAUGUUAGUUUAAAAAUUUGUGAACAAUCUAUGUUUAGGAUACCUGCCAAGCACCAUAUAAAAAGUUUGUCUUAAGGGAAUGUAUGUAAGACAUACUUCCAACUUGCCUUGGAAACUAGAGGGUAUAAUAUAUGAGACAGCAUUGGUUUGGAGCUGGGACUAACAGCUAUCAAGUAACUUUGGUUCAGGUUGAGCAUUAAUCUCUAGGAGCUUCAGAAGUAGCAAUUAACUUGUUUGAACUAGUAUCUCAAAAACUUGCGAAGAAAGUAUGCUUUUCAUUCUGCCAAAUAUAUCAACAGAUAUAGGAAAUCAGCCUUGGAGAACUGCAGAACAAUGUUCUCAAGAACUUGAAAAGACAAUAUGUUUUUCAAUUUGCCAAAUGUCAGCCGAUGCCACUCAGAUGAGAAUGCUGCCUCAUUUUUAACAUCUGGGUGUACAUGAGUGUACGCACACAUAUGAAAUUCAGGAGAUUUUUACACAUUGAAAAAUUCUAUAUGGAAACCUGUUCCAUGUAAAAUGUGACAUGUGUAAAUCAUUGCUUAAAUAAGCCAUGUGUUCUGAGAAAUUGCUAUAUGCUUAUGUGGUUGAGGCCACUUGUGGGUUCCCAACGUGUUCAUGCACACAUGCACACAUAUACACAUUUUAAUGCUGUUGCUUACGCAGAAGAAACGGGAAGGAAGCAAAAUUAGAGAUUUUGCUGAUGUUCAGAUUUUAUAAGCAUAAGAUGCCUUAUAAUGUGAGAUGAAAUACUGUUGAUGUGUGCUGUUCAAAUUGACUUGAGAAUCUUUGGAACUAGAAAACAGGUUUUUGAGAUUUCUAUGCAAUUGAUAUCUUUCCGUAGUCCUCAACUCUCUUGAGUUUGGAAGUUUGCUUGCAGACGUUUUGUUACCAAACUAGGUAACAUCAUCAGUGCUACUGAGUGUGGUGUUAGCUAUCUGAGUGUGGGGUCACACACCCCAUCAAUACUGUCAGGGCAUAUUGCUGUACUGUUAUAAAAACAUGGAACAAACAUCAGAGUCACUUGCAUUGAUGAUGUUACGUAGUCAGAGAAUGAAACAUCUGCAAGCAAACAACCAAGCUCAGAGAAGUCUAGGAGUCCACAAUUUAACCCUAAGGUACAAAUAUUCUCUUCUGUUGGUGAUACCUUUCUACUUAUUCUUACCUGCAAUAAGUACAAAAAAAUUAUGGCAGUUGGCAAGAUAACAUUGUGAUACGAACUGCCAUUUACUUUUAUUUGAUCUCUACAUAUGUUCUGUAUCUCCCAAUUAAAUUCUGCUACAGGGCAUUACUACAGAGCAGAAUUAAUUGAAACUUCUCUUUGCUUUAUUCUUCCAUCAAGGGAUGGCUUUAACAUUACCUUGACCAGGAAGGUAAUGUAUGAAACCAGAGAGGAUAGACUUGAGUGAAAACGUCCUUGAAGCUAUGUUUAUUUUAGGCUACCUGCUUUCUGAAGUCAAGUGACGAUUCGGUUUAGGUUUCUAUUAUUUCUCUCAGAACAGGUGUUUCCUGUUGGUCAAGAGCCAUGAUCUAAGUUUGGGCAGCGCUGAGCUCGGUCAAGUCAACUGACAGUCAAGCUCUAUCAGAAUUUGACUGUGUUCUAAUAGUGUGCUUCUAAGUCCCCAUAGUCCUAGCAAAUUCAGUAAAAAGAAACAGAAACAGGGAAUGUUAAAUUGAUUAGGAAUUUUAUUGAAAUGGGUAUUUUUGCAGCUUUCAAAGUCAUAAAGUACAUGAUGUUGGACCACUGUUUUAUCAGACCCCAUUCCAAGGUAAAGGAAUGCAAAGGUUUUGUUCAAAACUUUAUGUUAAGACCACAGUUUAGUUUGUUGUGUGUAUGUUGUGAUAUGACUCAGCAAAUGGUUUCCAGACUUUUGGAUCAUUUGGAGGAUUGGCUUAGCCUACUACUAUUCUUGCUCAUACUGUAGUUUCUCUUUUAUAUUGCUGAACCUUUCCGCUACUGCCAUACGAGCUCUGAAGCUAAGAAAAGGCAAGUUGGCAAAUUUAUCAGGGAUAAAGUAUUGCUCGUGCUUAUGUUAGCUAAUAUGAUUUUGUUGAAUACAUUGAUAUGGAAGCUUAUCUUUUUCACCAAAGUUUACUCACAUAGAAAACAAUUCCAAGGAAGUCCAUGAGAUUUGCUUCCAUGGAGCUGUAAUUUAAAUUUGAUACGCCGGGUUAUAAUAGUGCACUGAAUGAGUCUUCUGCAAACAGUGCUUCUAGUUCCUUAAGCUUAUUCCUCUUGAUGUGCACUGCUGCUUAAUAAGGUGAUAGAAGUUGAGCUAGGAUUUUCUAAAAGCCUAUAGCUUGGUAGAAUGCCUCCAAGGGUCAGGCAUCAGGCUUAAUACAAUGUUAUUCAGGUAGCAUUUUCAUAUAACUCUCCUGGUUUGAGUCCUAGGCUGCCUGGGGUCUCAGCUCACCAUAUUAGUUCCAAAAAUAUUCUUUGUUUAGAUCAGAGGGGGGGAAAAUCUCUUGUGAGAAUGUGAUUUGUUAUAAUGUAAAAGAAACCAUCCAGUGGCUAUAUUACAAACAUCCUGAUAGAUAGCAGUAAGAAAACAAGGCUUUUGUUCUGAAUCGUAGAUUUGUAUGACUUUCUCAUUCAGUGCUUUUAAUCAGAUGCCCUCUUUUUGCACUUGCUCUCCAUUGCAAUUAGUGCAGUACUCUAUAAAUUUUGUAUGCCUCUGAGUCAGAUUACACAAUUUCCAUUUUCUAUUUUUUUCUGGAAGUCUCCCCACCUCAACAAGUAAUCUCCUUAGAGUGCCCAACACUAUCCAGGGGUUUCUGUCCACUUAUUUUAAAGUUGUCAGUGUGUAAUAUUGAAGGGGUCACCUUAGUCAAUCUUUUAAAUGCCUUUGGUAAAAUCUGCCAAAUUUAGAUAGCCCAGGUAAUGCUCAGUCAAAGAUAAGUUGCCUGUGUUCUUUGUAGCACUUGGUGCAUCCCACUUAGAUAUUAUCAGUGAAGGAUCUGAGGAACUGAGGAUAAGAAUGCCUGCCUAUCUCAGUUUUUGUGUGUGUGUGUGUGUGUGUGUGUGCGUGCGCAUCUCCUGUUGGAGCUGUCCUUGGCUAAACUCUUUUAAACUUCUAUCGUGUGCCUUUUAAUUCUGAGUGUAUGUUGACAAUAUUUUGAUAAUUCUGCCAAAGUAGAUGUUUUUGUGGAGAACUAAGAUUCUGGAGCAGAGUCAGAGGAGGAGGCUACACAGCAAUUCAGUUAAAUGAAGUCAGUUUUCUAUGAGACCCCACCGCACCCUUUCUUGUAGAAGCUAUUUUCUUUUCCCAAGGAAGAAAAUUCCAUUAAAACAUUGGCAAAUAUUGCUUACGGACUUGAAGAAUUUGGUGGUUUCAGAAAUGGGAGUUCCUCCCACAAAGCCCUGUUGUCCCCAGUCCAAUUUCUCACGUCCUUGUUAUGUUGCAUAUGUAUGCGUACAUAAUGCAUGCACCUGUGUUACUUUGCUCUUUGCAGGACUGCUGCUUCUAUUAGCCUACAUGCAAUAUUGUCUUGUUUCAACAAGUCGCUUCUGGUUCCGUUUAUUUUCUGUACUAAUUUUUUCUCCGACUGUGAUCUAUAAUGUGCAGCCAUUUCCUCUCACAGUCAUCCUUCCCCCCCCCCCCCGAUCUGUAUUACAGAUCUUUAAUUCUGGUUUUCAGUCAGCUGGGUUUAAAACGAGCUUCUUUCUCAUCUCCGUCUUGCUUGGAAAACCGAAAUGUUGCUCUCCUUCAGAAGCUCAAAUGCUGUUAUGCCUUUUGGUUAACCAGCUAUUUCGGUUUCAAAGUCUAAAGUUCUAAAUAGCUUAUCUGAAUGAGCAAGUUGGCAUAUUCUUCUUUAGUUGUAUAUUGAACAUGCAACUGAACUCCAAAAUGACAACUAACCUUGUAUAAGCAGAUGGUGCAUGUGAGUUCUCUAGUUAAGGACUCAAUUUUAUCAAUAAUGGGUAGACAACUGAAUUUGAUGACGAUCACUGCUCGUUUUUAUUCUUACAUGUUUUUCUUAGGCUUGUUGCUGUGCCUCUUCUGUGCGUGCUUUAUAUAUGUAACAAACUGCUUUUAAAAGUUCUGUUGUUACUAUUCUACGUUUUAAAAACUUUCUAUAACAGGUGUGUUACUGCAUUAAUCAGGUAAAUAUUUUUUUUUUUGGAGUAACUUAGUUACUCGGUUUACACUGAGCAAAAGUGCUCAGUUUAGUCUUGUGAUUUAACAUUAAUAACUGCAGUACCAAAAACUAAAGGGGAACAGAGUUACUUUAUAUUACAGUGCUUCUGCUACUCCAAUAAACAUUCACUCUAUUCUGCUCCAAGCUCAGCGAAAUGCCUUUGCAAGAGACUCGCAAGAAUCGGUUCAGUGUUUCUUGCAAUGUGUGUCAACCACUGUAUGUUCCAUUUUUUAAAAAAGCCAAAUAGUUCUUGUAUGACAUUUUCUAAUUGCUUUAACUGGAGCUGCUUCUUUGCUUUUAUACUAAGAGAACAAAAGUUGGGGAUGUUAUUACCCUGGGAAAGCUUAGCUUCUUUGUUUGAGUGGGACAGACUUUCCAGGCAGAAUAUUAAAUAAGGCUGACAGCAGUGUCUGUCCACUGAUCUCACUGUGGGUUCACUGCUGCACUGGGGUUUAUUUGUUUGACCCUGGCUGUGUAGCUUGCUUGGUUCUGUUGUGUGAUGUCUAUCUCCCCAUUUUCUUGCCACUUACUCUAGUUUAGACUUGAGAUUACUAUUCUGUUUGUUUUGUUUUUUUAAUUUAUUUCCCAGCUUAAAAGAACUUUUAGACAACAUUAUGCUGGACAGUUUUUGUAUAACUUUCAAUUCUCUGUUCUAGUAUCAAUAAAUAUUUUUUUAACUUAACUGACUGUGGCUUGUGCUGCCUCAUUUGGAUAGCCUUUUCACUAUUAACUUGUUUCCCUAAAUCUUAAGAUAUUAAUUCAUUUAUAACACAUAUUUUACUGACAAUGCAAUCUUAUACAUGUUUAAUAAAAUCACACUGUAUUGUAUGGGUUUUAUUUCGGUAUAUAAUUUCAGUUUAAAAACUAUUUAACUUUGCCAGUAUAAAAAUACCUGCUGAUACAGGCUUCAGAAGCAGUAGAUGAGAAAAAGAAACAUUAGAGGCUUCAUUCAGCAGAUCUGAAGAUCCUGAGCAAUUAUUAAAGCAUAUAGCCACUGAUGCAAUAACAUAUAGCUCUCUUAGAGGAUUUUUCAGAGUACUCCUUCACACAAUCCCUCUCCCACAAAAAUAUACAGUAAUAGGUUUGGGAUGCAUUCUAUGCAUUUUCCUUUAACCUUUCUUUGUGGUAGUGUGUGAAAUUUCAGCACUGAACUGAUAAUUUUUCACAAAUCUUGCAGAAAGUUAUAUGGCCUUUUCUGAAGCACAUGAGGAACUACUAAAUAUCCACAGCGAGGAAAAAGUUUCAAGCAAUAAUUUUGCCCCUGGUUAUGUAGAUUAUGGGUCUUUUUUUGUCAUAAUUUGCAGACACAUUAAUCUUAAAGGUAGACAAAAUUGAAUUAGAAUACUUCGCUAUCAGAAAUUUUUAAUGAGCUCUAAAAUGCAUUUUUAAUGUCACAAGAUAUUUACACUGUCCUUUGUUCUUAUCAAUGUGGUGGUGUAUUUGUAGCCCGUCCUUGGGAUUAGCAACUGUUUAAUUACACCAUAAAAAAGAAACAUAAUCUUCUGAGGAGGAAUGCAGUGUAAAAGUUCAGGGGAAUGAAAUAUGAAACCCACCUUGUUUCAUUUAGAGACUUUAUCUUACAGGCCUUUUGAAUAGUUCACCAUACUUUGGUCAAGCUAAUGAAGACCUGAUCUAAUUGACCUUAUUUUACUUAAACAAAGCUAGAGAUUGGUAAUGAAGUUAAAUUUAUAACUGCAUCUUGCUAUCUAGACAAGAACAGUUCCUUACAGUGCAUUUUCCUGGGUUAACAUGUGCAAAUUAUUUAGAAUAAUAUAUUUUGUUUGUCUCGUCUUGCCAAAAGGAUAUUCCUAUUCUAACACCCUUGUCUGUUUCAUUUCUCAUGGGUAAUUUUAGCUGGAAAAUUGAUAACAGCAACUGGAUUCUGUUAAGGCUGAUUAUAUGUAGGCAGCAAAAUAAAGAACACUGAAUAAACCAGGAUGGCAAUGAAAUCACUACUCAUGUCGACUUUAACUUAAAAUAUGUUAUGAUGAAGCUUUGAAUCCAGGAUUCUUCAAAUGCUGGUAGAUUAAUGGACUUCAAAUGUUCCUGGGUGAAAUUCAAAUCCGGAACUGAUAAAUGCAGCUGGAACAGCUUUGUUCUGCUUUUCACUUUUCCUCCAAAUUCCGGGACCUUGCUUCGUCAGCAGUUUCCCGAGUCUUGCCAUGCUAAAACCGGCAUAAGAAGGAUUUCCCUUCGGUCGCGUGUGUCAGUCCAGUCCAAACCUGACUUCCUGGAUGUAGGGCUCCGUCAUCAAGUCGCCCCUAGUGGCCAGCUUAGGGUGAUACACCCCGAUAAGGAUUUUCUGAACUCUCCCACGGCAGUCAGCCGCCUGAGGCUCCGAUAGCCACAGCGUGUCCAGCAGCCACGCAGUUUUUCCCAGGGGGCUACCCCUGGGUGGGCAUCGGGAUAGGAUGCAAGGGGUGGAUGCAGCUCAGUCUUUCCUCCGCCUCUUCUUCCUUUUCCCGUUUCCAUCAGGAAGAAUCGCAUCACGCAAGGUGCUGGCACCGUUCUGAAUGCUUUAGAAUCUCGAAGAUUUGCUGCGAAGCCGCGGGGCACAAUGACGCGUCGCUCACGUGGAAGGUCUUGCAAACCUGGCUCCGGCGGUUCCUUCAAGGAACUGGAGUCUGCACCUCCGGGCUUUACGGGAGGUGUGAUCUCAGCCAGCGGCUGCAAGUCGUUGGCGUCGGUUGCACCAACCUUAGCAGAGGGACCGGGGGAUUCUGGGAGUUGCAUUCCGGUACCUCUGGCGGGCGGCCGCGUUGGAAGAAGCGUGGCUUUGUUUGUAUCGUUCUCCUGAUCCGUAACAAAACUUGGGGCUCGUGUUUCCCGUUCCUUCGCUAUUAUUAGAACUGCAAUCAUUUUGGAAGCGAUAUCUGGACCGAUUAGGAAAACCUGUUCGUCCACUUCUUUUACAGCUGGGGGUCGCUGUUUUGUGGCAGAUGUUGGUCGCAAUCCAGCAGUCUUUAAAAAAAAAAAGGCUGAAGCUGCUCUAAGUCCUCUCUAGGGAGAACCCCAAACAGCCCUCCCGGGGCCAAACAGGCGGCGGCAGAGAGGAGAGGAUGACCUUGGAAACCAAAGAAGGCCUUGGAGCGAGGAAAAAUGCUCUCUGAGUUCGUGGAAGAAAUGCCCAAGGACUUCCUCACUUCACAAAAGUUAUUUGAAAAGUUCAUUCAUUCAGAUUAAUCCGGAGCGGGGUAGCGUCAAGCAUUACGAUCUUUAAGAAGAUAAUGGGCACCCAUCUUCGUUGGUCCUCUGAUGUAAACUGUUAGCCCGUGGUCCGCUCAUAUUUGAACGACACCCCCACAAACCAAACUACAUAUAGCCAGAGCUAAGAAUAGUUGCAUACGAAUAAGUGCCUGCGAUCGUCUGAGGUUGGAAUCUUUAAUUCUGAAAAAUAUUAAUGGCGGGUGGCAAGUGCUUUCCCUGGGACUCAACACUCAGCAAAGCUAGCCCUGGUUGCCAGACCCAGCUCUAUGUUUUCUAAGGAACAAGGGCGCUUUUCUGUUCUUGAUUGGUCGAUUCACUUUCUCCAAAUUAACCAACUGAAGUUUGACCCUGCCCGAUGGAACUUUCGACAUGGAGUUUGGGGUGGCCCGACAUGGAGUUUGGGGUGGGGAUGACGCACCUUUGACUUCAUUAUAGAGCCUCUGUUUUCGGGGAGUUGCAUCGCUUUCGCCUUCCCUGGCCAGGUAGGAUCACGUUUGCCUUGCGGACUCUCUGGAGAACAUGCCCAGUGUCCAUUUCCCCGGAGCCUCCAGGCUGGGCUCUCUUUUCCCGUUCUUUUUUCUGAGAAGCUGUCCAGAGGUCCUCUCUUCUAGGACCUUCACU
Molecule: messenger RNA, 10108 nt
Organism: Ahaetulla prasina
Lineage: Eukaryota; Metazoa; Chordata; Lepidosauria; Squamata; Colubridae
Gene: CBX2
Product: chromobox 2
Exons: 5
Coding region: 202-1809 (535 amino acids)
Biological process (GO): negative regulation of transcription by RNA polymerase II
Cellular component (GO): heterochromatin; PRC1 complex
Source: RefSeq, a predicted model, not a curated record